Messenger RNA from Acanthosepion pharaonis, 906 nucleotides. The record is from the annotation of a GenBank genome assembly. NCBI's taxonomy places the organism in Eukaryota, Metazoa, Mollusca, Cephalopoda, Sepiida, Sepiidae.
AUGUUUCGAGAAUAUUUAGUGGGCUAUCUAUCUAUCUAUCUAUCUAUCUAUCUAUCUAUCUAUCUAUUUCAGUAUGUUCAUCUAUUUCAGUCUAUUCACAUCUAUCUAUCUAUCUAUCUAUCUAUCUAUCUAUCUAUCUAUCUAUUUCAGUAUGUUCAUCUAUUUCAGUUUAUUCACAUCUAUUAUCUAUCUAUCUAUCUAUCUAUCUAUCUAUCUAUCUAUCUAUCUAUUUCAGUAUGUUCAUCUAUUUCAGUCUAUUCACAUCUAUCUAUCUAUCUAUCUAUCUAUCUAUCUAUUUCAGUAUGUUCAUAUAUUUCAGUUUAUUCACAUCUAUCUAUCUAUCUAUCUAUCUAUCUAUCUAUCUAUCUAUCUAUCUAUCUAUGUAAUCUGUUCCUCUCCAUAUCUAUCUAUCUAUCUAUCUAUCUAUCUAUCUAUCUAUCUAUCUUUUUAUUCUUCUGUUCACAUCUAUCUAUCCUGCCCAUAUAUCUGUCUAAUUGCGUUCAUAUCUAUCUAUCUAUCUAUCUAUCUAUCUAUCUAUCUAUCUAUCUAUCUAUCUAUCUAUCUAUCUAUCUUUUUAAUCUUUUUCUCUGUAUAUCUAUUUCAUUUUGUUCACGUCUAUCUAUCAAUCUCUCUUCUUUUUUUUUCUUUCUCGCCGUUUCGUUUUCUGUUUGCUUACUUAUGCAUUCAAGAUUUUAUGAGACUCACUUUUUUUAUACGAAAGUAUUUGUUUACUCACGGUUUUUUCUCAACAAACAUGAUAUCAGUUGCCCGACAACAUUUAAAGAAUACGCACUUGCUCUCGUAACCAAUCUCUUCGCACUCAUCUUAUUAGCCUCUGUCAUGGUUGCCAAUGUUGGCAACAGAUUUUUUUCUCCUGCUAAUGCCUUCCAAGCAGGGCAGUUAUGA